Molecule: messenger RNA, 1697 nt
Organism: Hemibagrus wyckioides
Lineage: Eukaryota; Metazoa; Chordata; Actinopteri; Siluriformes; Bagridae
Gene: msmo1
Product: methylsterol monooxygenase 1
Exons: 6
Coding region: 16-1188 (390 amino acids)
Biological process (GO): sterol biosynthetic process
Molecular function (GO): iron ion binding; C-4 methylsterol oxidase activity
Source: RefSeq, a predicted model, not a curated record
GUUUAUUACUACGGGAUGAACCGCAACCACCUCGCCUUCUCGUUCGCCCCGCCCAUCCAGUUCCUCCAAACACGCCCCUCCCCGAGUACCACCACCGUACGGGAAAAGUCGAUCGCGCUUCCCAUUGGUCGUCGCCACGGUUACGUCCGUCUCACUAUCAUCACUCCACACCGUAGACCAAUCAGCGUCCGGAUUCCGGAAGCCGCGUCACUCUGCUCUUGUUUCAUCCAAUCACAAGCCUUAAAACUCGUGUACAUUAAACGAGCCCUGAGCUCGUGGACAGGUAGAGCGAGCGCUGCGCUUCAGGAAGACAUGGAGAUGAACAGCUCGGCUGACGUCUUGUCCUCGGCGUACCUGGCCGUGGAGUUCGUGGACUCGUUGCUGCCUCAGAACCCGCUGCAGGAGCCCGUGAAACUGGUGUGGAACCACAUGCUCCAGAACUACAGCAAGUUCCAGAUCGCGACGUGGGGCUCGCUCAUCGUGCACGAGCUGGUCUACUUCCUGUUCUGUCUGCCGGGCUUCCUGUUUCAGUUCAUACCGUUUAUGCAGAGAUAUAAGAUUCAGCAGGACAAACCAGAGACAUGGGAGAAACAGUGGAAGUGCUUAAAGAUGCUGCUGUUCAAUCACUUCUUCAUCCAGCUGCCCCUCAUCUGCGGCACCUACUACUUUACCGAGUUCUUUAACAUCCCUUAUGACUGGGAGUCCAUGCCACGCUGGCCGUAUCUGUUAGCUCAGUGUUUCGGCUGUGCCGUGAUCGAGGACACGUGGCACUAUUUCCUGCAUCGAGCUCUUCAUCACCGCAGGAUCUACAAAUACAUCCACAAAGUUCACCAUGAUUUCACCGCUCCGUUCGGGAUGCAGGCGGAAUACGCACACCCGUUAGAGACAGUGAUCCUGGGCGCUGGCUUCUUCAUCGGCAUCAUGGUCUUCUGUAAUCACAUGGCUCUCUUAUGGGCCUGGGUUACCAUCCGUCUGCUGGAGACCAUCGAUGUACACAGUGGAUACGACAUCCCUCUGAACCCGCUGCACUUGAUCCCCUUCUACGCCGGCGCACGCUUCCACGACUUCCACCACAUGAAUUUUGUAGGCAACUACGGCUCCACCUUCACCUGGUGGGACAGACUGUUCAACACCGACGACCAGUACCACAGCUACUCGCAGAAACAGAGGCUGAAGAAAAGCCAGUAACACACACAACACACACACACGUCUCAUUAAAGUGUUACACACUGGACUGAACCGAUGUCAACACCAGCAGCUUGUACUGGUUCCACCGCAGCGUGCCUUUAAAUUAUCCUCAACACGAUGAACUCUUCACACCGUUGCCUUUAAAGAAUGGCUGUAUCAGUAUUUAAGUUUGUUCAUUAAAAAUCUAACACAGUCUACGCAUGCAUUAUAUCGAUACCUCAGAAUAAAAUAGUUUGCUGUGAUCUUAAGGUCUGAUAAUCAGUGACGAAGACGGCGAACAACGAUGACGUCACUUCUGAAAGCACUUUUUCUUAUUGUUUUUUUUGUCGUGUGAAAUGCCUUUUCUGAGCUUCCUGUGAAACAAGGUAAUAAUGUUUUUAAAAAAAAUAAGUCAUAAACACUUCUAUAUCAUUUACUCUAACAGCAUCAUUAGAUAUCUGCUUCCAUAAGCACACAGUAUGCGCCUCAAACAAACAAACGAAGACCAAAUAAACCGGAAAUAUCUUUUG